Trichomonas vaginalis G3 is the source of this 576-nucleotide messenger RNA. RefSeq names its product RNA polymerase II transcription regulator recruiting protein. The transcript has a single exon. The coding region runs from base 1 to 576 and encodes 191 amino acids. Lineage: Eukaryota; Parabasalia; Trichomonadida; Trichomonadidae. The record is from RefSeq and is a predicted model, not a curated record. Gene Ontology annotation, cellular component: nucleus. Gene Ontology annotation, biological process: regulation of DNA-templated transcription. Gene Ontology annotation, molecular function: RNA polymerase II cis-regulatory region sequence-specific DNA binding; DNA-binding transcription factor activity, RNA polymerase II-specific.
AUGGAUAGAUUACUACCUUCAGGUAUCCCGCCAAAUCAUGGAGCGAUGGGUGUUAAGUCAAAAUUCACGCCAGAUGAGGACUUAAAGCUGAAACAAAUAGUCGAAUCGCAAAAAGGUCCAUUUUCAUGGAAAGAAAUUUCCAAGCUAAUGGUAACUAGAACUCCCAGACAGUGCAGAGAAAGGUAUAAAAACUACUUGAGUGACGAUAUUAAACACGAUCAGUGGUCACCUACGGAAGAUAAAUUAAUAAUUAAACUUUAUAACGAGUAUGGUAACAAAUGGAAUAUUAUUUCCAAAUACAUUAAAGGCAGAACAAGCAAUGCAAUACGUAACAGAUGGAAAUAUCUUAUUAAAAACGGUUGUAACCAAAGUUCGGCGCAUUCGACUUCAACCGUUGAAGAUUCUGAAGACUCAAAUUAUGGACCUGUAGAAAAAGUACAAGAAAAAGCUGAUAAUCCCUCAGAUAUUUUUUCAAAUGAAGGUCUCAUGGACAGAAUGAUCAAUACAAUUUUCCCACAAGGAAAGCCUAAUAAUCUUUUUGAGAGCGAUGAAGAUCUAAGCAUAUUUGUCAGCUAA